Molecule: messenger RNA, 4160 nt
Organism: Phyllopteryx taeniolatus (common seadragon)
Lineage: Eukaryota; Metazoa; Chordata; Actinopteri; Syngnathiformes; Syngnathidae
Gene: cep85
Product: centrosomal protein 85
Exons: 15
Coding region: 267-2618 (783 amino acids)
Cellular component (GO): centrosome
Source: RefSeq, a predicted model, not a curated record
AAGAUCUUGAGCGGCCGACGCUGUGACACGAAACAAGCGCUCCUCCUCGCCUUGUCUGCUUUUGUGUGUCAUCCGCGGCGCGAUGCAGUUUGGCUCAGCGGCGGCGGAACAACUGCCUCUGCAGCGGAUGCCUCUGAUUCGGCUGUCGACCCCGAAACCGAGAUUUAGAACAUAUUCCAUCUAUGAGGAGCGAAAGGGGAGUCAUCGGGUCAUGUUGAGAGCCAAAGCAGCUGUGACGUUCACUUGAGGGUGACGCCGUGUAUGGAAUGACAACCUCACAGAGAUACAUUGAAUCCAAACCAUCUGCCCGGUUUGCUGACAUGGAGUGGCAAACGCCGGACAUGUCAGAAAAGUUCCAGAGUCGCCUUGGCCGCCGGCCUGGAACGUCGGACAGUGGGGACACGGGUCUUGGCACGUCAGCGUCUGACAGCACAGAAGAUUUCUGCAGUUCCAGGAGCAGUCCCUCUUUCCAGCCCAUUCGAAGUCAGAUCCAGAUACCCACGGCACAUGUCAUGCCAUCCACGGCCGGAGCCCUGGCCUCUAAGCCCCAGGCAAACGUCCAGGAAGAGUCCAGAUCUUCUUCCACCUCCAGAACAUCCAGUGGCUCCACCUCCAAAUCUUCCUGUCUCUCCAAAUCAGCAUCCUCGCCCAACCUGGAUGCCCAGACCGCUAUGGGAAGCGAGCACUCUGGGCCAAAGUCAGACUGCCUGAGCCGGUAUCGAAGCCUUCUUAAUGGGCUGGACCACUCGCUUUUCCCCACAGAUCACACACGGAUGGAUGAGGGCCAGAGGUUUGACACGCCUGCCGUGGAACCGACCAUGAACCAGUCGGCCUUCUUGGGGAGCUUAUGUCCUGAUGUCAGACUCCGAUUACAGACUACAGGGAUUAGAGAGAACUCUGACUGUGCCUCUGAGGCUUACAGAGGAGGCGUGGAGCACAACUAUAAAGUUCUUCCAGAGGCCAGGCCUGGAGUUUCCAUCCCCGGAGUUUCCAUCCCCAACGACCCCUCUAAUCCCAGGUCCAGCCAGCCUGCUGGCGUUUAUGCAAGCCCUCUUAGCCUACAGACACAGGCUCUGUUGAGGGAACAUACGGGAACCAAAGCGUACGAUCCAUUACGCCAGGACCGGUGUGGUGAAAUAUUGGGCUGGCAGCAGCAGCAACAACAUAAGCAACAGAUGGACAGCAUACGCAUGCAAGUAGAACAAAUGCAGUUGAGUGCUGGUGUGGGCCAGUACCCGUCUUUGUACCCCACAGCCAUGCACCCGGAGUCUGGCAAGUGGGACGCUCUGGUGAAAGCCAGUGAAGGUCUGCUAAAGGAGAAGGAGCUUAUAAUAGAGCGACAAAAGCAGCAUAUGACUCAGUUGGAGCAGCGUCUGAGGGAAAGUGAGCUGCAGGUCCACGGAGCAUUCCUGGGCAGAGGCGCUCCCUUCGGGGAUAUAUGUUUGUUACGGCUACAGGAAGCUCAGAGGGAGAAUGCGUUCCUGAGGGCACAAUUUGCUGAGCGCACAGACUGUGCCGCCCUGGAGAAGGCAGAGGCCGAGCGGAGGCUGGGCGGAGUGGAGGCCGAGACACGCCGACUGACUGACAGCCUGAAGGAGACAUGCGAGAGGCAUACAGAGGAGAUGAAGAAACAGGAAGAGAGGAUUAAGUGUCGAGACAAGCAUAUCAGCAACCUGAAGAAAAAGUGUCAAAAGGAGUCUGAGCUGAAACGAAAGAAUCAGGAGCGCAUUGAGACUCUGGAACGCUAUCUGGCUGACCUGCCUACCUUAGAGGACUACCAGACCCAGAACAAAGAGCUUCAAGAGGCCGAGCAGCAGGCAGCUCGGCUUCAAGAUAAGGUAAAAGAGCUGGAAGCCUCUUUAGAGGCGACACGCUCGCAACUUCAAGAAAAGGACGCACAGCUGGAAGAGCAGAAGCGAAGGGAGAGAGACCUGCUGACCACCAUUACUGAUAUGCAGCAGCGGGUGCAACAGGGCCUUGAAGAUGGAGCCCGACUGCCCUCUCUGGACAUUGAGAAGCUCAGAGGCGAGAACAAUACUUUAAGAGAAGAGCAGCAAAAACUUAAGAAGGUUAUUGAGAAGCAACAUAGGAUGAUGGAGCAACUUGGUUCUCAGAUCCAGGCCUUGGAGGUGCAGAUAUCUCAGGAAGAGAACACUUCCCGAGCUCUUAGAGCAGAUAUAUUGGCCAAAGAGCAGAACAUGUCUGAGCUCCACAUAGCCAUGAAAGAGAUCGCUUCCCAAAACCAGGACCUGAUGGAGCAGAACCUGACCCUGGAGGAGCAGAUGAGCACGAAUGAGGCCUCCUCGACUCUGCAGCCAGCUGGUGCUCACCUGACACAGAGGCUCCUCAAGGAGCUCGCUUCCUGCCUCAGCGACUUACGCUCCCUGUGCAGCAUUUUGACGCAAAGGGCUCAGGGACAAGACCCCAACCUCUCCGUGCUGCUAGGACUCACGUCAACCAUACCAAUGGCGGAGAACGAUGAGGACUGGAUAAGUCCAGAGGUGCUACACAAAAAGCUGGUCGAAGCACAACAGCUCCGUCGUGAUGUGGAGGAGUUACGUAACGUAAUACGGGACCGCUACGCACAAGACAUGGGUGAUAACUGCAUCACCCAAUAGCUUUGACCCGUUUCACCUCAGGGGCAUCUACAUCGGGCUUGACUUUCUAGCCUAGUUACUGAAUGUCUGGAUGCGGAGUGGGUUUUUAAUUUUCUUGGAAUGGAAAGCCUAAAGGAUUUGGCUUCUUUUGACUGACUCUAUGUCACUUUUAGAGCCUGUUUGUAGCACAGUCUUCCCAUCCUACUGUUCAGUUCAGCCAUUUCAGUCCAAGGGCUAACGGAAAAUAACUUACCUCUAAUACUUGAUCCUUGAAUAUUUUUAUUAUUAUUUUAAUGUGAUAUACUAUCAUUUACCAAACAGUCUUAACCUUUUUUCACUCUAUAGAAUAGAUAAUGCGUGUGUAAAAGUCCCUAAAAUCUAAUUUAUUUAACUCUAGAUUUCCCUCUUUAGGGGAAAAUUCCAAAAAGCGGUUGACAAUCAACUGAAAAUAUGUUUUGUCCUAGAGAUGUUGCCAUCAUGCCAUUAUUUAAAAUGGUGACAAGUGAAACAUCUGCUAUGUUGUGAGGUAGAAGACUUUGUACCAAACCAGCACUCUACACCAAUGGGCCUUCGUCUGUUCAAACUACCAAAGAAAGCUGGUCGAGGCAGUCGUGCAACAUCAGAAUGUUUGCGUCUCCCCCCCCCCCCCCCCCCCCCCCCUCUAAUCCCUCUCCAACUCCUCCGUCCACCUCUGCUGUAGACCUGGCUCUCGCUGAACACCGUCAGGUGCCUUUCUUUCGCAUGUGUGGUUACGAUUGCCAUUCAUUUUAGACCAAUCGGAGGCUGCUCACAGCUCGCUCUUCCAGUAUGACAUGUCUCCCCCGAGCAUCAGCCACUAGGAUAAUGGUACGAUAAUUUCCAUACAUUCCCUGACUCUGAAUGUAACAUGAUGUAGGAUGUUAGCGCUCUCUGCUAGACGUGUGGCGUUAUUAUUAGUCCAUGUAUAUCUGUUCCCAUGUACAUUUUAAGGUUGAUAAUGGCUGACUCGUUAGAUAAAUAUAGGAGUGAGAAACAGUAUUAACCUUCAGUAUUAAUUUAUUCUUGUCUGGACUGAGUGUGAAAAUGUUGCGGGCCUCCUAAUAUGUUGCUGUAUUGAUUCGCUUGACAUUAACCACGUGUAAAGGUUCCAUGAAGUGUUUUGUUUUGUUUCCACAUUGUGAUCUGACAUGUUAUAAGUUUGAUUGGAUGUUAGUUCAGAUAUGUUAGAAGGGACAUCUUUUAAUCCUACGUGAUGCGCAUGGGGCUGGCUGGAUCACCCCAAAGUUAAUUUACAGGAUGGAAUGGAUUUCUACAAGUUUUCCCUGUCAUGAAACAAAAAGCCAUUUUAAGAAGACCACAUAGGGAAUGAAAAGGGACUUUUCAGACACAAAUAUGCAAUAAUUGUCCAGGACACAAGCCGUUUCAUGGGACCUUUUAACCUAAACAUGCACAAAAUUGAGCUUUGGAAAGUCGGGCUCUGCAUGCCUUAACAUCUCAAGUUUUUCAAAAGGGAAAAUUGUUUAUAUGGUCAUACGUUUUGUCCUUUGUAAUGCCCUAUUUUAGAAAUAAAGAUGUUCAAUUUUG